AGGCUCCUACGGAAAUUCGUUUGGUAAAUGGUACCAGAUCUAGUGAAGGCCGCCUUGAGAUUAAACAUCAGGGAAUUUGGGGAACAAUUUGCGAUGAUGACUUCAAUGAAGAUGCAGCCAAAGUAGUAUGCAAACAUUUUGGUUUCCGCGGAAUGUCUAUUGUGAAAAAGGAAGCUUACUUCGGACAAGGUGAUGGGCCAAUUUGGCUAGACCAGGUUUCUUGUUAUGGAAAUGAAACACAACUGGAAAAAUGUACCCACUGGAAUUGGGGUGAACAUAACUGUGAACAUAAUGAAGAUGUUGGUGUGAUCUGUUCAGACGAGAUCAUGGAGGUGGAAGUGCAAAGAAAUUCGAAGUUGCCGAUACGUUACGAAUCUGGUUUACCGAAGAAAUGCGGUUUCAGAAAAGACAAUCAAUUUUUGGAAAAUGAUUUGAUUCAUGCAAGAGUCGUGUCUGGAAGCGUUGCAAGAAAGGGAGACUACCCCUGGCAGGCGGCCCUAAAAAUAAAAGUAAAAGAAACUUCCGUUCAUUGGUGUGGAGCAGUUAUAAUAUCGAGUAAAUGGGUUCUUACGGCCGCUCACUGCCUUCAAGGGUAUACUAAAGGAGCCUAUAUAAUAGUUGCAGGUGAAUAUAAUACUGAUGAAGAUGAGGGAACUGAACAACAGAAGUAUAUUGAAGAAUUCUUCAUCCAUGAAAGGUUCAGGAAAGGACACAAGAUGAAUAACGAUAUAGCAUUAAUUAAAGUUAAGGGAGGGGGUUUUGCCUUGAAUGAUGACGUUCAACCUAUUUGCUUGCCCGAUACUGAUGUUUCUUAUGAUCAAGAUCUGAACUGUACCAUUUCUGGUUUCGGCUCAGUCAAGAGUGGCAUCUCAGCGUAUUCACACGAUAUGAUGGCUGCUUGGAUACCCAUUCAUUCGAACGACAUAUGUAAAAUGCCUCAUAUUUAUGGUAGUGCAUUAGCAGAAGGUAUGUUUUGUGCUGGGUUUCUAGAUGGAGGAAUUGAUGCUUGUGAAGGGGACAGUGGAGGACCUUUGGCCUGUCUAGAACAAGGAUACUUCACCUUAUAUGGAUUGACUUCUUGGGGUCAACACUGUGGUUAUGCCAAUAAACCAGGAGUAUAUGUGAAAGUUGCUUAUUACAGACCAUGGAUAGAAGACAUUAUUCAAAGACAUUCUCAACUCUAAUAUAAGUGGAAUAUCUAUGAUUUUUUUUCUGAAUAAAAACGAGAAAGACUUGCUUUAA
This is a messenger RNA of Leptinotarsa decemlineata (Colorado potato beetle), 1242 nucleotides long. RefSeq lists its product as uncharacterized. NCBI's taxonomy places the organism in Eukaryota, Metazoa, Arthropoda, Insecta, Coleoptera, Chrysomelidae. Gene Ontology annotation, cellular component: extracellular region; membrane. Gene Ontology annotation, molecular function: serine-type endopeptidase activity; chitin binding; protein binding. Gene Ontology annotation, biological process: proteolysis. The record is from RefSeq and is a predicted model, not a curated record.